AUGUCUGAGACGUUCUUUGAAGCUGCUAUUUGUGCUCUUUUUGAUAGGUGGAGAAAUAGAGGUCCGGUAAAACGUCCUCGAGGCUCGGUCGCUAACCCUCCGGAGAACCGCCUUUCACGCCGGCGAAAUUCGAAAUUCUUCCUUUUCUGCAUGUUCUGGGAUUAUGGGGGAGCUGUGUUGCAAAUCAAACUGCCGUUAAAACUGCUGAGGUCCGUUUCAUUGUCCAUGAGAGACUGUAUGUCGCGGGAACUUCGCAGUCUAUAUAUGGAUACGUUUUACUCGUUUUUGUUUCACUUUGCUUUUCUUAUUGGUCUUCUCAUUUCAAUUCCACCAUUGGUUGAACCCUCUAUUUUUGAACUUAGUUUACACCUUCAGUUCCUCGAAAUCGGUAACGCCCAUGAUCUCAUCGAUUUCUGCAUUUUGUCCGCCUUCAAAAUUUUCAACUGGCAUUGCUUUGCAACUUCACAGGACCUAUUCAACCGCAUUUAUUAUGGACGUUCUAACUCCUGGAUUCUUUCAUACAUACCACCAUUUCUAGAUAGAAUAGAUCAGGUGGAUCUUAAUGAUUGGGAAAGGUGCUGGGGAAGCAGAUUUGGCAGCGGACAUUAUUGUUCAUCAAGAUCCCUUACUUCAGAGUUUGGAAUCAGAAUGCAGUAUACCCUCCAGAUUCUUCCUCUAGCACGGAAAAUCCAACACUAUUCUCAUGACCGCCAAAUUCCAGCACUUUCGAUCUUCCCUUAUUUCAUUAAUGGCCUAGGUUUCAUCGGACUCUAUUCACAGUCUUCUCUUCAUAUGAGCACUACCCCAUACUGGCUCAUGGGGAAGCUUUUGGAUUUUUUUUCAGAAGUUUCACCCUACCAAUUCAUCCACUCCACCAAAUUAUUGGGCAUGUUCAGAAAAGAUCGGUGUACUUAG
Lindgomyces ingoldianus is the source of this 915-nucleotide messenger RNA. RefSeq lists its product as uncharacterized. The transcript has 8 exons. The record is from RefSeq and is a predicted model, not a curated record. Bases 1 to 915 code for a protein of 304 amino acids. NCBI's taxonomy places the organism in Eukaryota, Fungi, Ascomycota, Dothideomycetes, Pleosporales, Lindgomycetaceae.